CGCAGCCUGAGCUCCCCCUUUUGGUUUGGAGGUCUGCUCUGCGGCGGAUUCCGUGGCCCUGGUCGAUUCUCACUUGCAAAGCUGGGGUGCUGCUGGGAGUAGUUGGGCUUCAGCUCUGGACUUGGGAGCUGGGCUGUUGCACAAAAGGCUUGAAUUUUUUUUUGUGGGUUGCUCCUAUUUGUUGUUGCCGAAGAAAAGAGGAGGUGGAUAAGAACUGUAGCUAUGGGGAAGUGCCCGAAUCACAAAAAUAGUCAUGGCAAACAUUACUCUCAUAAGUCGGCCCGGAGGACGAAAUUCGAGAAGAAAGGUGACGACAUGAUUCACACAGAACUUCGCAAAGUGGAGACACCGAAAUCUAAGGAGCUCGAUCCAGAUUUGCCGGGCAUGGGCCAGUUCUAUUGCCUUCACUGCGAUCGUCACUUCACCAACACCACCAUUCGCGACGAACAUUACAAGACAAAGAAGCACAGAAGAAGGGUGAAGUUGAUGGAGGGACCUGCUCCCCAUAAUCAGAUCGACGCCGAAGUAGCUGCUGGAAUGGGCACCCCUGACAACGGCCCUAAACUACGUGUAGGAGAAGAUUUCGCCUUGGAUAUGUAAGUUUUGAGCUUCCAAUAGGGUUAGGGGGGAAAAGAAGGGAAUGUAUAAAUACGGAACACUGCUGCUGUGUCUAUCACAACCAGCAGUAGUUUUCCACCUUCUGGAACGUGUGUUAGAUCCUGGUGGCAUUGCGAAGUAUUCUCUUUGUAGAAGUGUACGAGAGAGUCAUCAAACCAGAGUUGCAAUCUUGUGAAUUUGCAGCGCUUGUUUUUGAGUUCAAGCACACAUCUUCAAGCUAUGAAUUGGUCAAGCUAUACAGAAAAAAUUGAAUGAAUAUGGAUUCUUUACA
This is a messenger RNA of Physcomitrium patens, 889 nucleotides long. Its product is annotated as zinc finger C2H2 protein ECU02_0310. Lineage: Eukaryota; Viridiplantae; Streptophyta; Bryopsida; Funariales; Funariaceae. Gene Ontology annotation, molecular function: zinc ion binding; nucleic acid binding. The record is from RefSeq and is a predicted model, not a curated record.